Peromyscus eremicus (cactus mouse) is the source of this 4194-nucleotide messenger RNA. RefSeq names its product RecQ like helicase 5 (gene Recql5). Gene Ontology annotation, molecular function: 3'-5' DNA helicase activity; ATP binding; four-way junction helicase activity. Bases 375 to 3311 code for a protein of 978 amino acids. Gene Ontology annotation, cellular component: chromosome; cytoplasm. The record is from RefSeq and is a predicted model, not a curated record. The transcript has 20 exons. Lineage: Eukaryota; Metazoa; Chordata; Mammalia; Rodentia; Cricetidae. Gene Ontology annotation, biological process: double-strand break repair via homologous recombination.
GGGCGAUCUCCUGGAGGUGGCUUUGCUUCUAGAACAAGGACCUUAGAAAAAGGAUUCCAAGUUCUCCUGGCGGUUUUGAAGACGUUUGUGGGCUUAUGUUGUGGUCCAGUUUCUAGGUCUGUUCUACUGGCCUGGGAUAGUUCUGUGUUUUUGUUUUGUUUUCAUUAAGGGAGAAGCAAUGUUAAUCCCCCAGGAAUAUAUUGCGUGAAGCAACUCAACCUUCAGUUUUACUGCAUGAGAAUGAUAUGUUUAAGUGUAACAUAGGUUAUAAUGACAGGAGGAACAUCGGCUAUAUUUUAAAGUGGAACGGAGCAUUUUUGUGACAACCCUUGACCACCUUUGCGUUAACCUUUUGGCUGCUGCUUUUUGCUAAGAUGAACGCCCACCCUUUCUCCACUCCCUUCGACCGGGAGCGGCGAGUCCGGAGCACCCUGAAGAAAGUCUUUGGAUUUGAUUCUUUUAAAACACCUUUACAAGAGAGUGCGACCAUGGCUGUAGUGAAAGGGGACAAGGAUGUUUUUGUGUGCAUGCCCACAGGGGCAGGGAAGUCUCUCUGUUAUCAGCUCCCUGCCCUGUUGGCCAAAGGGAUCACCAUUGUAGUCUCUCCUCUCAUUGCUUUGAUUCAGGACCAGGUAGACCACCUGCUGGCCUUGAAGGUACAAGUUAGUUCCCUGAACUCAAAGCUGUCAGUACAGGAGAGGAAGGAGCUGCUGUCUGACCUGGAGCGAGACAAACCUCGGACCAAACUUUUGUACAUCACCCCGGAGAUGGCAGCUUCAGCCUCCUUCCAGCCCACCCUGAAUUCCCUCAUGUCCCGAAACCUGCUCUCCUACUUGGUGGUGGAUGAAGCUCAUUGUGUUUCCCAGUGGGGACAUGACUUCCGUCCUGACUAUUUGCGUCUGGGUGCCCUACGUUCCCGCCUGGCACAUGCCCCUUGUGUGGCUCUGACUGCUACAGCCACCCCACAAGUUCAAGAGGAUGUGUUUGCUGCCCUACAUUUGAAGCAACCAGUAGCCUCUUUCAAGACUCCCUGCUUCCGGGCUAAUCUCUUCUAUGAUGUGCAGUUCAAGGAACUCAUUUCCGACCUCUAUGGGAAUCUGAGGGACUUCUGCCUUAAGGCUCUGGGCCAGAAGGCUGAUAAAGGGUUGUUAUCUGGCUGCGGCAUUGUCUACUGCAGGACUAGAGAGGCUUGUGAACAACUGGCCAUAGAGCUCAGCAGCAGGGGUGUGAAUGCCAAGGCUUACCACGCAGGGCUGAAGGCUUCUGAUAGAACACAGGUACAGAAUGAAUGGAUGGAGGAGAAGGUCUCUGUAAUUGUUGCAACGAUCAGUUUUGGGAUGGGAGUGGACAAAGCUAAUGUCCGGUUUGUUGCCCAUUGGAAUAUUGCCAAGUCCAUGGCUGGCUACUACCAGGAGUCUGGCCGUGCUGGUAGGGAUGGGAAACCAUCCUGGUGCCGUCUCUAUUACUCUAGGAAUGACAGAGACCAAGUCAGCUUCCUCAUCAGAAAGGAAAUAGCCAAACUCCAGGAAAAGCGAGGGAGCAAAGCGUCUGAUAAAGCUGCCCUGCUGGCCUUUGAUGCCCUGGUGACCUUCUGUGAAGAACUGGGGUGCCGCCAUGCUGCCAUUGCUAAGUACUUUGGGGAUGCACCACCCGCCUGCGCCAAAGGCUGUGACCACUGCCAGAGUCCUGCAGCCGUAAAGAAGAAACUUGAUGCCCUGGAGCACAGCAGCAGCUGGAGCAGGACCUGCAUCGGGCCCUUCCAGGGGAGCGGCUUUGAUCCCGAGCUGUAUGAGGGAGGCCGCAGAGGCUAUGGGGGCUUCAGCAGGUAUGACGAAGGUUCUGGAGGCAGCGGUGAUGAGGGCAGAGAUGAGGCCCACAAGCGGGAAUGGAAUCUUUUCUAUCAGAAACAGAUGAGCCUGCGCAAGGGCAAAGAGCCCAAGAUAGAAGAAUUCACACCCCCAGAUGAAGACUGUCCCCUGAGAGAAGCUUCAAGCAGGAAGAUCCCUAAGCUCACAGUGAAGGCCCGUGAGCACUGUCUGCAGCUUCUGGAGGAGGCCCUGAGCAGUAAUCACCAGGCUGCAGGGGCCACUGAUGGAGCUGACCUGCAGGCCAAGGCUGUGGAGCUGGAGCACACAGCAUUCCGAAAUGCCAAGAUGGUCAACCUGUACAAGGCCAGUGUUCUGAAGAAGGUGGCUGAGAUCCACAAAGCCUCCAAGGAUGGCCAGCUCUAUGACAUGGAAGGUGGCGGCAGGGGUUGCAGUGCUGGGGCUGAGCCCUCGGAGCCCAAUGACUAUGACAUCCCACCAACCUCACACGUCUACUCGCUCAAACCCAGGAGAGUAGGAGCUGGCUUCCCCAAAGGCUCCUGCCCAUUCCAGACAGCCACAGAACUGUUGGGGAAGUCUCAGACCCAGAAGCAAGACCCCAAGGCGGUGCUGGAAGGUGAACAGGGUCCCCCGGGCCUUCAAGAUGAAGACAAGAACAAGCCCCUCCCUGGGUUCCAAGGAGAGGCUCCUGGAAGCAGUGUUAAUUUGGGGGAGCUCUCGCCUGAGAAGAGGACAAAAGGCUCCUCCCAGUGCAGUGCCAGGACUAGAGCCAGCAAGAGCCAGCAGCUCCUAGCGGCAGCGGCCCUCAAGGACUCCCAGAACAUCACUCGAUUCCUCUGUCAGAGAACAGAAAACCCACCGUUACCUGCUUCAGUCCCAAGAUCAGAAGGUGCCACCCCCUCCUGUGGGGAUGUGCCAGAGAACCGCACAGACGGAGUCCAGGGACAUUUGAAUACUCUACUUCAGACUGAGUGUCCCAGGGAGGAACCAAGCACCUGCUCACUCACUGAAGGUCAGCCUAGCCCUCGAAAGGACAUCCAGCCGGGCAAGAGGCCCAGACCCCAGAAGGUACUGGAGGAAGAGAGCCAGGAGAGCUCAGAGAGGGGGACUCAGAAGAGGCUUCGCCCCUCAACCAACCCCUCCAUCUCGGCUGAGGCCAAGGACCGUGCCUUGGCCAGCAGCCGUAGCACUGAGAAUGAAGGUGUUCGAGAACCAUGCCAGCUCGCAGCUCCUGGCGUCUCCGUGAAAGAGGCUGCAGAUGUUGUAGUCAGGUACCUGACCCCCUUCUACAAGGAAGGCAGGUUCAUAUCCAAGGAAUUGUUUAAAGGCUUUGCCCGCCACCUCUCACAUUUGCUGGCUCAGAAGGUCUCUCCUGGAAGGAGUGUGAAGGAAGAAGCCCAGAGUCUCAUCAAGCAGUUUUUCCACGACCAUGCCCGGUGUGAGAGUGAAGCUGACUGGCGUGGCCUGUGUGGCCCACAGAGAUGAGCUGCUGCUGGCUGAACAGGAAGCCGCUUCAUCCAGGCCCUCCCUGUGCUGGCCCUAGAGCUGAGUGGACAUUUUCCCCAGGCAGGACGUCAGAUGCCCAAGCCAAGUUCCUACAGCUCUGGGUUGAGUACACCCGGAGGGAGUGUGUCUGCUUGCUUUCCCAGUUGACAUCACUGUGGCCACCCCUGCCUUAGAGCCUCCACGUGGGGUUGUGCUGCAGGAAGUUUCAGCAGGGCCUGGCAGUCAAGACAAUCGAGAACCACCCAACAUCCAAGGCAGACUGCCCAGUGAGACGCUGCUGCCUUAUCUCCACUCUUCUCAGCUGAGGCCUGGCCACUGCGUGGAGGACAUGCUGCCCUCCAGCAGGAAGACAAUGGUGUGCUGCAGCUCCUGGGCCUGGGGGGUGGGGGGGGAAACGGUUCAGUACGGCUAUUCCCAUGCCCACACUGCUCCUAAACAGACCAGUGGCCUGGGACUACAGAUGCCUUGGCCACUCACUUGAGGCAGCUCCAACCAGAUAGUCUGGGGGUUGUCAGCAGAGCCAUAAUUGAGUUCCAGGCCAGGGGGCCCAUUGUCCUCCAGUGGGCUGAGCAGGUGAAGCCGCUGCAGGUCUUUUAGGGGGAUGGAGCAGCAGAGUUUCUAGGGUAGCAAAUACAGCAGUGACUGGCGUGGGGGUGGGGUAGCAGUGAGUGGUGUGAGAGGUCUGACCCGGGAUCUGAGCCAGUGCCAGAACAGGAGCUCUACCUACCUGGGAGCUGGGCUCCAUGAGGACAAGGUGUUGGCGGUUGAGCCCCAGGAGGACAGGCCCAGGAAGAACCAGCUUACUCACUCUCAGCACCACAUACACAGUGUAGCCAAAGAGGGGCAGCUGGGCCGUGGUCUC